AGCAAAAGGGAAUUUUCUUUUAGCCUAAUGACAAUGCUGAAAAAGGAGAGUAUCACUCUGCUGGAGGUGAAAACCGCAGUUAGACCAGUUAGAAGAGAGGAGCGAGGGGAAAAAGAGUUCAGACGCUAAACACAGACGGACAGCAGAGAAGACAAUAUGACCAUGGUCACUUUUGUAAUUUAUUUGCACAUAACACUUAACCUUAUCAUUCUGGAAACAGGACAUGCUACGGAGAAGGAUACCAGAGUUCUGGGAGCUACAGCUCCUGGAGAUAUCAUCAUCGGUGGAAUCUUUCCCAUUCAUGAAGAUGUAGACAAAGAGAACAACUCAUUUGGCCCGCAACUACAGCCAUGUGUCAGGUUAGAAGAAAGAAGCCUGGUGAGGGUGCUGGCUAUGAUCAAUGCUAUAGAGAUCAUGAAUGAAUCCCCUCUGCUGGCUGAUGUUAACAUCACUCUGGGUUACCGCAUUAUGGACUCCUGCUCUGAUGUCAGCACAGCUCUAAGAGCCACAGCAGACUUCACCCAGUGGACUGACUGCUACACCCGAAGCAACACUUAUGGGCAGCCAGUCAUGGCUGUUGUAGGGGCCUCCUUCUCGGAAAUAUCCAUCGCCAUUGCCAGGCAACUGACUCUCAAAAUGAUUCCUCAAAUCAGUUAUUCAUCAACUGCAGUUAUUCUGAGUGAUAAGAGCCGCUUCCCUGCAUUUAUGAGGACCAUUCCUAAUGAUGAGCAUCAGACAGCUGCCAUGGUCAGUCUGCUCAUCACCUAUGGCUGGAACUGGGUGGGAGUAGUUACAACAGAUGGAAAUUACGGCCAAUCAGCUCUUGACCACUUUGUGUCCCAGGCCUCUGAAAAGGGGAUCUGUGUGGCCUUCAAAUCAAUCCUACCUCAAUCUGUAACCAGUCACGAUGUCUGCUCUGCUAUCAUGCAGACUGCCAGAACCAUCUGCAAGAAUCCCAAGGUACAGGUGAUUGUGUCUUUUGCCAAGCCGACUCACAUGAUGCACCUUUACCAGGAGCUUAAGAAUCAGACGCUGAGUGCAGGACAGAACAUGGAGACAAUGAGGAGAGUCUGGUUGGCCAGUGACAACUGGUCUUCUUCCAGCUCUGUGAAAGGAAACAUAACUCUGGAGGACAUUGGACACAUUAUGGGCUUCACUUUCAAAAGUGGAGACCUGUCGUCAUUCAGUGAGUACUUGAGCAGACUGGAGGCAGCUGGACCUGACUACAUAAGGAAUAACACAUUCCUGCAGGAGUUCUACAUGCAUCUAAAUGCCAGUAAAUAUUCUGGAGAGACUGAGCUAGUGUCUGAAGCUGUGAACAGACUUAGAGAACAUACUCAUGCCGGCACUAUCUUCAGUGUUGAGAUGGCUGUGAGCGCCAUCGCUCAAGCAGUGGUGUCUAUCUGCAGGAGCAGAGACUGCAAAACACCGGGCAAAGUGCAACCCUGGGAGGUGCUGAAAGCUCUGUGGAUGGAGGAGUUUAAAUUUAGAAAGAAUAGCUAUAAGUUUGACAGCAGAGGAGACAUAAACCUGGGCUAUGAUGUGACAAUGUGGAGGUCAGAUGGAGGGAACAUCUAUGUUCAUAAUGUUGUGGCUGAGUAUCACCCACACAGCAACAACUUCACCCACACCAACCACAGCUCCACCCAACAGCUCCAGGACCUGAAGCAAAUCAUUUCGAAAUGCUCCAAUAGCUGCGUCCCUGGACAGUUCAAGAAAACAGCUGAAGGUCAACACACUUGUUGCUAUGAGUGCAUCAACUGUACUGCAAACUACUACUCUAAUAACACAGAUAUGGACCAAUGUCUAAACUGUGACAUAAACACAGAGUGGUCUCCUGAUGGCAGCUCCAGCUGCAUCCCCAAAGCCCUACUCUACUUCUCUUGGCAGGACGGCUUUGCUGUGGUGCUUCUAAUCUUUUCUGCCCUGGGCAUCCUCCUUGCUCUGCUGGUGUCAGCUCUGUUUCUACAUCAGCGUGACACUCCUGUUGUUAAGGCUGCCGGAGGGCCACUGAGCCAGGUCAUACUGUUCUCUCUGGUCAUCAGUGACAUAAGUGCCAUGCUGUUUGUAGGCCGUCCUAACAGUUUCCAGUGUAAGGCUCGACAGGUACUGUUUGGCAUCAGCUUCACUCUGUGUGUCUCCUGCAUCCUGGUCAAGACCCUGCAGAUCCUGCUUGCCUUCCAGGUGGACCCUGAGAUGCAGGAAGUUCUGCGGAGGCUCUACCAGCCUUACAUCAUCGUCAGCAUCUGUGUGGCCGUACAGGCAGCUACUUGCCUUUGCUGGCUGCUGCUAAAAAGCCCAUUUAAUCAUGUCAUCAGGCAUCCAACCACUCUGCUGGAGGACUGUCAUGAGGGCUCAUAUUUGGCCUUUGGGGUGAUGUUGGGCUACAUAGCUGUGUUGGCAUUAGUGUGUUUCAUCUGCGCCUUCAAAGGACGUAAAUUGCCACAGCAGUACAACGAGGCAAAGUUCAUCACCUUCAGCAUGCUGCUCUACCUCAUCUCCUGGCUGCUUUUUGUUCCUGUCUACGUCACCACUUCAGGAGUGUACCUGCCGGCUGUGGAGAUGGUGGUCAUUCUCAUCUCCAACUACGGCAUCCUCAGCUGUCAUUUCUUCCCAAAGUGCUAUAUAAUCCUUUUUAAGAAGGAACACAACACCAAGAGUGCUUUCAGGAAGAAUCUGUAUGAAUACUCAAGAAAAAACACAGACUCUGUGUCUGUGGUAACAAACUGCGGAGAAGGGAAUAGCUGCACCAGUUUUCCCACAGGCUCAAUCAAACACUGCCUCAGAAGAAGCACUAGCAUAUAAACUGCCAUUAUUGAAAAAGGGGUUAUUAGAAAUUAUUAAUAUUGAAAAGAUUAUAUAUUUACAAGAUCUGAGCCUCCAUUUCUGUGUAUUCCAAAGAAUGUAAGAUGUAUUUUCUUCUAAUGUUCCAUUUGUCCUGGGUCCUGGGUCCUUGCCCCUGCUUCCUGCAUCCAGCCUCUGGCCUGGACCUUGCCUCCUUCUUUGUACCUCCUGCCUCAAAGGCCGACCUCAUUGGUCUGGCCUCUUUUGCGAUGGCUCAU
Messenger RNA from Cyclopterus lumpus (lumpfish), 3062 nucleotides. RefSeq names its product G protein-coupled receptor, class C, group 6, member A (gene gprc6a). Gene Ontology annotation, cellular component: membrane. The record is from RefSeq and is a predicted model, not a curated record. The transcript has 6 exons. Gene Ontology annotation, biological process: G protein-coupled receptor signaling pathway. NCBI's taxonomy places the organism in Eukaryota, Metazoa, Chordata, Actinopteri, Perciformes, Cyclopteridae. The coding region runs from base 157 to 2805 and encodes 882 amino acids. Gene Ontology annotation, molecular function: G protein-coupled receptor activity.